Gigantopelta aegis is the source of this 2434-nucleotide messenger RNA. Its product is annotated as cytochrome P450 4A24-like. Lineage: Eukaryota; Metazoa; Mollusca; Gastropoda; Neomphalida; Peltospiridae. The transcript is spliced from 12 exons. Gene Ontology annotation, molecular function: heme binding; oxidoreductase activity, acting on paired donors, with incorporation or reduction of molecular oxygen; iron ion binding. The coding region runs from base 163 to 1671 and encodes 502 amino acids. The record is from RefSeq and is a predicted model, not a curated record.
UCUGCCUUGUGUUUUGGCCGAGUCAGUUUCGGCCAAGGUCGUUCGCUGGUAUCGGUGCGACCUACUGAGUAAACUUAAGCUGUGACUGACACAUUAAACAGAGUUACUCUGUUCGCUUCUUCUAGUGUUUACAAAACUGGAGAUCUUCUCUCGGACCACAAAAUGAUUGCUAUUCCCGGGUUUCUGCUGGUGUGUGCGGUACUGGCCUUGGUGUAUUAUCUACGGAAAUGGUUUCCGCUGUUCAAGCAAUGGAGACUGUGGCAUGCUGCAUUGGACGACACCGUGCCUCAUUUACCUCUCCAUUGGCUCUUCGGAAGUCUGCCAAAUAUAAAAUCUCAUCGUGAUCUCAUACAUAUGCAUAAGCCGAUCAUCAAUAGCGGGUCCAAGUUUUUUCUCUGGUGGCUGGGGCCGGUUCGGGCCUGUGUAGGGGUCGUGCACCCAGACACUGUGAGACACAUCCUGAAAACCUCGCUACCCAAGUGUAAAUCAGGGGCGGGGUACGACCUUCUCAAGCCAUGGAUAGGCGACGGGCUGUUGCUUAGCGACGGAGAGAAGUGGGAGAGGAACCGGCGACUGCUGACUCCGGCCUUCCACUUCGACAUCUUGCGGCCUUAUGUGAAGAUUUAUAACCAAGUCGCCAAAACGCUGACGAACAAGCUGGCCAGGGAGUGUGAAGGAGGGGGGUACGUGGAGGUGUGUAGACCCUCUGGUCUUGCCACCCUGGAUACCAUGCUUCAGUGUUCGCUAUCAUACAAGGACAACAUCCAGGAGAGAGGCCAGAGUCACCCGUAUGUGAAUGCCGUGGAGAGGCUGUCCCACUUACUGCUAAUCAGAUCUUUGAACAUUGUGUAUCACUAUAGUUAUUUCAUUUAUGGGCUGACUAAAAAUGGGAAGGAAUUCCAGGCACUUUGUGACUAUGCACACUCAUUUUCAUCGAAAAUUAUCAACAGCCGAAGAACUGCUUUGCAAAAUGAUCCUGAUCUUCUGAAGCGAAAGCAUAUCGACUUUCUCGACAUCUUGAUCUCCGCGCGCGAUGAAAACGGCAAGGGUCUGACUGACUCGGAGAUACAAGACGAAGUGGACACGUUCAUGUUCGAAGGCCAUGAUACAACGUCGUCUGCCAUUAGCUGGAUUCUGUACUGUCUAGGAAAGUAUCCCGAGGAACAGGAGAGAGUUCGAGAAGAGGUACUCGACGUGUUGGGAGACAGAGAAGAAAUUGAAUGGGGCGAUUUUGCUAAAAUGACGUACAUGCCAAUGUUUAUUCGAGAGUGCAUGCGAAUGUACCCACCAGUUCCUGCUAUAAGCCGUGAACUGACAGAGGACAUAGAGAUUGAGGGAGUGUUCUUGCCUAAAGGAGUAAUCAUUGACAUUCCUAUCUACAACAUACAUCGCAACCCCCAUGUGUGGAAGGAUCCAGAGGAAUUUCGACCAGAGAGAUUCGAACCUGAAACUUUUGGCGCAAGAGAUCCCUACUGUUUUGUCCCAUUUUCGGCGGGCCCCAGAAACUGCAUAGGUCAGAACUUUGCCAUGAACGAAAUCAAAGUGUUUAUCAGUCAUAUCGUAAUGAAAUUCCAUGUGAAGGAUGACCCCAAAAGGACGCCUGUUGCCGUCUCGGAAGUCGUACUCCGUUCAGAAGAUGGCAUUUACCUCAACUUUACACCACGGAAGUGACAUAACAGCAGUACAUACUGACUGCACUAAAGAAGUUACGUCAUGCAAUUACAGACUAUGUCACAGAAGUGACAAUAUACCAAAUUCGAUAACAAUCAAUAUGCACUACUUCAAUGAUGACUUAAUCAGAUUUUAUUGAUGAAACUUGAAAUUGAUUUUUGUAUGUAAAUACGCCUAUAAACUUUGAAUACAUUUUAUGACUGACUUGCAGAUGAUUUUAUCCAUAACAAAUUGUAUAACUGAAUAUUAUAUAUUCAUAAUGCAGCUAUUGAUCUGUUCAAUAUAUAGACAAAAAUGGCACUUUGAAACUGAAAAUGGCACCUUUUUACAUUUCAACACAUAUAUUGUGUAUUUAACGUGGUGUAAAACUCGACUGGUACCGGUACUGUGCAUAUUAAUUAUUAUGUUGUGCAGCUGUUCUAAUUUCCUUUGUUAUCAGUGUCGAUCCAGGAAGGUUAGAAUGUAGGUGGAGAUGGGGGUGUGCGUCUAUGUACAUUCCGACUUUGUUGGACGAUUCACUGGUUUGUUUUCAUAGUACAAAAAUGUACAUGGUUAUAUUGCCAGGACAUCCAACAAAAACAGGCACCAAUUCACCCACCCCACCCCACCCCACCCAAUGAUUAAAGUCAAAGAGAAGUCUUCUACAUAAACAGAUUAUAAACAUUAUAUUGUUAGGGGGCGGGACGUAGCCCAGUGGUAAAAUGCUCGCCUGAUGCGCUAUCGGUCUAGGAUCGAUCCCCAUCGGUGGACCCAUUGGGCUGUC